Messenger RNA from Tripterygium wilfordii, 1476 nucleotides. RefSeq names its product probable protein phosphatase 2C 55. Bases 315 to 1271 code for a protein of 318 amino acids. The record is from RefSeq and is a predicted model, not a curated record. Lineage: Eukaryota; Viridiplantae; Streptophyta; Magnoliopsida; Celastrales; Celastraceae. The transcript is spliced from 2 exons.
UUUUGAAAAAAUAAUACUAAACAACAAACCCUAAUGUGUGGAAACUGGAAACGACGACGGUUUAUACUUUAUGGAGACUAACGGGCGACGGCUCUAAUUGACCGUUGGAUAGGAUCCGCCGACUUGAGUAUUUGCCUUUUAUUCUUCUUUUUUCCUCUGUGUUUUUACACUCCGCGCUUUCUUGUUCGCACCUUCUUGAUCUUGAAUCUACUUUCCAGUUCUUGAGUCUCGCUUGUUUGUUAUUGCUUGAUCGUCUCUCUUUCUUGUGUGCGCUCUCUGGAUUAUUCUUCAGCAAUUGUUUUUCACAUCACAACAUGGCGAGCGCCGCCAAGAAACGGCGCCUGGAAGGAGUUGAGGAGACAGCGAUGGCCGAAAAUUUCAUACCCACAAUUGAAUCCGCUUACAAGAUUAAUUCUUUGCAACUGGGGAUGAAAGUGGGUGCGCUUUAUUUCCCAAAACUCGAUUAUUCGAAUCCUAAAGGAGACGACGCUUACUUUGUCCAUGAAGAAAAACAGACAAUCGGUGUGGCCGAUGGUGUUGGCGGUUGGGCUAAAUUGGGUGUUGAUGCGGGUAUCUAUGCGCGGAAACUGAUGAAUAAUUGCGUGAUUGCACUUGAUUAUGAAGUCAAAGGAGAUGUUGAUCCAAGAAGGGUUUUACAAGAGGCGUUCUUGAGCACAAAGGCUGAGGGUUCAUCAACUGUUUGUGUUAUUUCUCUUAGAGAUGACAAUUGCUUACAUGUUGUCAAUGUGGGUGAUAGUGGGUUUAUGUUGUUUAGGAACAAUCAAUGUGUGUAUCGAUCACCUCUUCAGCAACACCGUUUCAAUUUUCCUUAUCAGUUGGGGAAUAAUGAGAAUAGUGAUCGACCAAGCGAUGCUCUUGAAAUCAAAGUUUUUGUAGAGCCAGGUGAUAUUGUUGUUGCUUUUACUGAUGGGUUGCUUGAUAAUGUAUACCCAGAAGAGAUUGAGGAGAUUUUGAUGAGAGAAACCAAAGGGGGUGUAUGCCCACAGAAGUUGGCUUUUACCAUAGCUACUGCUGCACUGGAAAACUCCCUUGACGAACGAUCUUGUUCUCCAUUUGCAAAAGCUGCUUCUUUGGCGGGAUGUAAGUAUGUGGGAGAAGCAAAAAUCGUCAAAAUUCAUAGAAGGCUUCAAGUGAACAGAGCAAGAAAGCAUAUUUCAAAUGUAUCAUACCCACUAAUUACAUAUCCAAAGGACCUAACUGAAGGACGAGAUGUCAGCUACAAAGUAUCUAAACGCAACAGACUCCUCUGAUUAUGUACAUUUGAAAAUUACAGCUUUCUUAACUACAUGUCUCCCUAUCUUUUUUUCUGCCUCUCUCCCUUCUUUUUUUCCUUUUCCCCCUUCCUUUCUCUUCUUCAACUUCUUCUACAUUAUAGAUUUCAAUGGCGAGCUGUUGGACUUCUCAGUCCACUCAAAUUCUCCAACUUUUCUAAAUAAGAUAAUUUCUUUGGGGCCA